This is a messenger RNA of Agrilus planipennis (emerald ash borer), 1683 nucleotides long. Its product is annotated as phospholipid phosphatase 1. The transcript has 4 exons. Lineage: Eukaryota; Metazoa; Arthropoda; Insecta; Coleoptera; Buprestidae. The coding region runs from base 593 to 1600 and encodes 335 amino acids. Gene Ontology annotation, biological process: signal transduction; phospholipid metabolic process; phospholipid dephosphorylation. The record is from RefSeq and is a predicted model, not a curated record. Gene Ontology annotation, molecular function: phosphatidate phosphatase activity.
GACCUUGGGGUAAUAAUUACUAUUAAGAACGCAGCGCAUUGACAGUCGCUGCCCACAUUCGUACGUAGUGGUAAAGAGCUUCGACGACGGCGUCCGGUGUUGUUAUUGUUAUGCAUUAAACAGUGAAAAGUUAGACAAGACGGGACUAACUUCCUAUCUUAUGCCCAGAAUUACAAGUUACUUUCCGUUUUAACUGAUCGAACCGGAUUCCUCGCUGCAUUCCAUGAGUCAAUCGAAAAAAAACCUCGCGGGGUCACGGUUGGCCGAGAAACACCUCGAAUACCUGAUCGUCCUCAUCCAUCCGUGCGCGGUAAUCGGACGGCUCUGAAUGUUCUGCCUGCUACGAUCAUAGUAAAACUUUGAUGUUCAAUUUUAUCUGUGAAGAUGUGAUGUUGAUUGUUUCGGCUUGGAAGUGUAAUUAAAAUGUUUUAUCUUCUGAGAUAAAGCUUCUCAUACGUUUAUCAACACACGCGUCUGCUACUUAUACGUGCUGUAUCCUAUAAAUAAUAUGUUUUUUUGCACUUACAAUUAGUCAAAGAAUUAUUAAGAUUACAUUUGUUUGAAUUUGUUGUAUGAACUUUUUCACCUCAAGAUGUAUAACAAUCACCAUCAAGGAAUUUAUACCAUUCGGGGUGACAUGUGCUACGAAAACAAGCUCAUGGCAAAUGUGGCGCUACCUGAGCGUCCAAUGGAAGCAACAUGCCUCACAGUACCGGAAAGUGACCUAGCAAGUGCUUCUACGAACACAUGCAAACAAAGACGAAAUCAGUUCUUGAAUUUUCCGUUCAUUUCCAACGUUGUUAUAGCAAUAAUAGUUGGAGUUUUACUAUUUCUCCUCGAAUAUGGCUACUUUCCCCAAAACAAACUCGGUUACUUUUGUAAGGACCCCUCUAUAUCCAAGUCGUUUAAUGGCGAUACAAUCACCUGGGUCAUACUCCUGGUCGGCAGUCUUGGAGGUCCGUUGAUCAUUUUCUUUGUAAUCGAGUAUGAGGCUGAAGUCAGUUUAAGUAGAUACUGUUGCCUAAGGGUAUGCAAAUUGUAUAGGGACUUCAUUAUUGGUGGUACUUUUAAUAUUAUGAUCGUCGAGGUGGCCAAAUCCAUCGUGGGAGAACACAGGCCACAUUUCAUUGCCACGUGUGCUCCCAGCAAACAUGAAACGUGUGAGGCCGGCUCUUAUAUCACCGAUUACAUUUGCACCAUCGGUAAUAAAAGUCGAUACUUUGAGAUCGACUCGUCUCGAUCGUUCCCUUCUGGACAUGCGUCUCUGUCAGUAUUCGUUGGGCUUUUUUGUGCGGCAUACAUAAAUCGUCGUUUAAAUGUGAAAAAGACAGGCAUCGUUUUCAAAAUCUUCCUCAUGUUCAUAUGUAUCGCGUGGUCAAUGACAUGUUCCUUAACAAGAAUAACAGAUCAUCGUCAUCAUUGGUGGGACGUCUUAUUUGGUAGCAUCAUUGGCGUGGUAACUGUUUAUUACACAGUGAAAAGUUUGUGUAAUAAUUUUGAAACAGACUAUCAGUCAAAACCAUCGAAACCUACAGCAUCUGCAAGUACAACAGCACUUCUUGAUUUGAAAAAUAAAGACGCUACGAGCGUCAUUAUCUAAGAAAUCAGUUAAUAUAAUAGGCAAUUAAAACAAGAAAAAAUGUGCACGUGGGGUUUUUAAAAACGUUAUGCAAUUAAACAAAG